Molecule: messenger RNA, 1182 nt
Organism: Lachancea nothofagi CBS 11611
Lineage: Eukaryota; Fungi; Ascomycota; Saccharomycetes; Saccharomycetales; Saccharomycetaceae
Source: the annotation of a GenBank genome assembly
AUGGAUUGUUCCGAUUUAGGGGGAUCUAGAAAGAUCACCUUCGAUGUCAAGAGUGCUGAAGGCUCUGGACUUCAAUUCCCAAUUGGGAGGGCGUCGUUGAAAGACCCAGAACGACUUGAUCGGGAGAAUAACUUUUUGUUUCACGAAAAGAGCCUCAGCAAGAAACAUGCGGUCUUGUGCAUCAAGCGCUUGUUCCCCGCAGCGAAAGAUCCAUAUGUACCACUUUUAGAUCAAUUCCGCAUCUCAGUACAAGAUCUGGGGUCAACCCAUGGCUUAGUGGAUCUGCAAUCUCAGGACUCAGACACCAAAAUAAUCGAUUUGAGAAACGGAGAAAGGUUUGGCCUCAUCAAACUCUACCAGCCAAUUGCGGCAGGUCAAUCACGCGGCGCAAAGCUCAAGUUUCAAGUGUUCUUAAAAACCAACGAGGAGCAUCCGGAUUCUGGAACUUUGGACUUGAUAUUGAGUAAUGUGACCUACGACGAUAGUCCCUUUGUGAGCAGGCCUACAACUAUGGGGGCCAAAGAAAUUUCAAGCUCUUCUUCUUCCUCGGAGUUGAAUUUUAGCGAGGAUUUCGACUUAGAGCUAGAGAAUUACGAACGUUGUGAUAGUAGAGAGGACGAAUGCAGCAAUAAUGAACGAAGAAUGGUAGUGGGUAACGAUGAAGCAGAAGGAGAGGAAGAAGAAGAUGACGAUGAAGAUGAUGCUGAUGAUGACGCAAUGGAAGAGUUGUGUCAUACGGAGCGCCCCCAAAACUUAUUAUUUGUGGCUGAUGAAGAAUUAGGUGUUGAUAGGGAGCCUUCAGGUGUUGCUAUUACCAUACUUGAUUCUCCUAUCAAAAAUACGACACCUUCGCCUGAUACUGAAGCUCAGGCUUCACGUGAGACGACACCUCAAUGCUAUGAUUGCGCCACUGCUGUUGACGUGCCAGAUGAAGACGAGUUUGAUGCUGUAACUGACGAUUCCGCUUGUGAAACAAGAAAGAAAAGAUGCUUAGACGUCGAGGAUGACGAGAUUGUGGUGAUUGAGGAAGUCAAAAAGAUCAAGCUUUCCACAGGUUCGCCCGAAGAGACUCAACCUUUACCAGUUGAUACAAAGAAGAUCAUUGUUGGAAGUAUGUUAGGUUUUGUAGCCGGAUCUGUCGGCACUUUGGGCCUCUUAGUAGGAAUUGCAAAUAUGGGAUAA